Molecule: messenger RNA, 1796 nt
Organism: Periconia digitata
Lineage: Eukaryota; Fungi; Ascomycota; Dothideomycetes; Pleosporales; Periconiaceae
Source: the annotation of a GenBank genome assembly
UCUUCCUUGACAUCAUCUGCUCGCAUUAUCAACGCAUUCCCACUCCAGACUCCAUUCUUAGGCUCAAACGAUUUCCAGGUCAUUUUUUGUACUCAGCUGAUAGUGUUCUGUGUAUAGAAUCCAAGUGGCUUCGUAAUAGUAGUUUUGCAACAUGCUAUGAGAGCCAGGCCACAUGUAUACAACAUACACUAGGAACGUAUGUAGCUACCUUCAUGAUGUUCUAUUUGUCUGGGCCUAUGUGGCAGAAUUGUUUAUUAGUGCUCCAAAUAUUUGUGCUGUGUCUAAUCGCCAUGGAAACACAUCGACUCCCGGACGACCACAUUAACCACACAACAUAGGCCAUAUAACCUCUGCGAGUCGUAUGCCUCAACUCAUACCUCGAAUCAUGGGUGCGAAUAUCGAGUACAUAUGUAUGGAGGUAGCGUUCUCGAUCUCGCGUUUGCACCUGGUCAGUGCGCAGUUCACUCUCAUCUUCCUUGCCACGGGAUUUGCGUUCAUCUUCCUCAUGGCAAGAUUCACUUUCACUUUCCUCAUGGCAAGAUUCAUCUUCACUUUCCUCACAGUUGUUUGCUCGCUUCCUCACCCACGUGCUCGAGCUCUCAGCCAGUGUUUAAAAGGUUCCUCUGCUCUCUUUCCUUUCUCUCUCCUUACACUCAGCUCCUCUCAAAACUGAGUGUAUCAAAAAAACAAAGCUGACAAGUGAAUAGCAUCAAUUCCCAUCGAGACGACCCACCAUUCAAAGCAACCUCAGAUCAAACCAUCGACGUCCCGGCACCAACAAUAUCCCUCCUGAACAGAUCAGUUCUCUCUCUCUUUCUCACCCCGAACAACCUGACCACAAAGUCCGCUCAACCCUUCCAGCCAUUCCUCCCUCUUAUCCGACCAAACAAUUGUACCGCACGACUUGGCUGUUCUCGUCCCCGAUAUAAAAAUACAUCCUCAUCUUCACCUUCCUCUUCACCACCUUCCCCAAUUCAUCACCAGGACCUGACCAAACAUGAUGGCACUCCUGAAGAAACUCAUCCGCAAGGUCUUCAGGGGCAAGGAUCGCAAGCGUCGUGCCGGGCGUGUCUCCUCCCCAUCUCCACCUCCCCGGCCCGCAAUCUCGAAGCCCUCGCCAGGCUCGAAGUCCAAUCGCCAAGCUAGAGUCUUCCACCCCGCGGACGAGGAGGGCGUUCAGGCUCGGGAAGCCAACCGGGUCGGGUUCGUACUGGACUCGAUCUACUACAAGGGGGGUUGCGGCCCCGAGGGUUUGUAUGGUUGCGGCGGUGUGUUCGUGCCGCCCACCAUGGACGAAGAAGACAAGAUCGCAUUGGGUGCUGCCGCCACUACUUCCCAGAGCACCCUGGGCAACGACACCGACUCCGACUCCGACUCUGAGAAAGAGACUAAUGUCUCUCCCACCGCCACCCUUCACGACUCCACCAUCCUCUCCCCGAGGCCCUUCUCCUACCACGACAAGAUCACCUCCGAGCGGCUCAACACCAUGGAACCCUCCGCUCAUCGUCACCCUCUCUCUGCCGCCACCUAUCGCACUGAUAGCAUCCCUCCCCGAACAUCCACUCCUCUCAUCCACCCCGCCUUCAGGCCUCGCGCUGUCGACUCCUCGGAGCCAUCCAUCAGCACCAGCGACACCAACACCUCGCCAUCCGUGGAUUCCGCUCGCGCCUCCCAGUACGGCCACGAGCUGGGAUACCCUUUCAUGAGCGAUGCCGAGUUCAAUGCUCUGCCGCAAUUCUCGGACAUCGAGUUCGAUUCCGACUACGACUAGAUGUCUUGAGCGACGCCUUGGUUCU